This is a messenger RNA of Phyllopteryx taeniolatus (common seadragon), 3862 nucleotides long. RefSeq names its product adhesion G protein-coupled receptor D1 (gene adgrd1). The record is from RefSeq and is a predicted model, not a curated record. The coding region runs from base 628 to 3042 and encodes 804 amino acids. The transcript has 26 exons. Gene Ontology annotation, molecular function: G protein-coupled receptor activity. Gene Ontology annotation, cellular component: membrane. Lineage: Eukaryota; Metazoa; Chordata; Actinopteri; Syngnathiformes; Syngnathidae. Gene Ontology annotation, biological process: adenylate cyclase-activating G protein-coupled receptor signaling pathway; cell surface receptor signaling pathway.
CAGCGCACCGCAACGACUCCUGCGAGCACUUGGGCACUCCCGGCUUUUAUUUGGACGUUUCCUACUUCUCUGUCAUGACAAAAACUUCUUCCUCUUCUCAAUUGAACUCUUCCACAUUCUGGACAAAUGGUCUCAUCUUAAAUUUCUUGGAAUAAUGGAUGACUUCCGCUGGAUUCCUUUGUACGGGUGGAUUUAACGCUGAUUGGUUUGCAUCAGAUCAGUUGUGCCUUAAAAAACAACAACAACAACAACAACAACAAAAAAGCAUGGAGCUUUCUUUGGGAAUUCAUCUAUUAACAGCUUUGGUUUCGUGUGUUAAGGUUUAUGCCCAAGUGGUGCAUCAUCUAAAGCAUCCAGGCCUGCAGGUGUUGUCCACGGCCUCCCAUUAUUGGCCUCUGGAUGCCGUGGACGGGAUCCACGGACUGUGUGACCAAAUUGGAAACAGACCAGGUUAUGUUAACGGAAGUAAUAUAAGUGUGAAUCACAUCACUGUCCCUCCGUUGUCUUUGUCCAGCUCUCAGAAUCCACAAGCACACUGUGCUCCCCUCCUCCCAUAACACUUCCUAUGUGUAUACCAAUGACUCUGCCUACACUAACAUUUCUGCAACAGUAGAUAUUGUUGAAGGAAUGGUCAACAAUGGCAUUUUCCUGAAUGGAGACAGCGGUGGCACUUUUCUCCACUUUGGAAGCUACCAGAACUCUUGCAUUAGCGACCCCACUCUGUGUGGCCCUGAUGGAAUUACCUUCUCCUUUUUUUGGAAGAACCAUGAAGCAGAAUCGCGUUUUGCUGUCGCAUCUGGAGGAAAAGUCAUCUCUAAUGGCUUCUCCGUCUACACCAACCCCCUCGGGGGGUACGUGGAGUUCUACACUCGAGGCAACAACCACAGAUGGAAAGCCAAUAUCGGAGUUCCAGGGCCUUAUUGGACCCACAUUCUCUUCACGUGGCAAAAGUCAGCCGGUCUGAAGGUUUACAUAAACGGCACCUUCACCGCCGGCGACGAGAGCGGCAGUAUUUCCGAAAACUACGGCGACCCCUACUCCGACCUGGUCAUCGGGACCGGCAAUGACAGGGCGUACGGCCACUACAUCACCGGGGCCUUUGACGAGUUCGUCAUCUGGGAAAGAGCCCUUCUGCCCACCGAGAUCUUUCUCUACUACAGUGCCGCUAUAGGUCACGCUGUAGAGUCCGCCGCAACCCCUCGCGUCUUCCAAGAACUACCUGUCGCCACGACAACCGCGGGAGCCGUCGAAGCGAGUCCUCCCGUCGUCAGCGGUUUGCACGAGGAGGUCCAAAGCUCCCGGGAUCCGGAGUCUCUGCCAGUUUUGGGCUUCCUGAAGGCUCUGCCCAAUAGGACCAUUCCUCACGACGCGGCCGGCAACCUGACGCAGGCUUUUCUCCAAAAUGUGGAAGAAGUGCUGUCGUCUCCAGGGUUACCGGAGCAGUCCGGGCCUGUGGUCAGCGGUUUGAUCGAAACGGUGGACCGCGUCAUGGAGCACAUGGUGGCCAACUUGGAGUCCGGCCCCGACGCGCUCAUCUCGCUGGGAGGAACGUCGUUUGUCGCAGAUUAUUCUUUGCUGAAAUUGCCGCAGAACUACAAUUUGCCACAUUACCGCUUCCCCACGCAGGGGAAGAACUACAUAUCUGUACCUGGGGAAGCUUUCACUACGCAGGCUCAAACCACCAUCGUCGGCCUCUUUUACCACAACAUGCACAGCUACUACAAAGAAAUCAGCCCCGUCAAGACCAGGAUUAACGAAGCCGCUAAUUUUAAGGCCCAUAAAAUCCAGGUAGCGAGCUGUUUGAUCUCUCUGAACGUGGCGCCAUCCCCCGCCCUGUCGGUCAACCUCUCCGGUGCACCUCUCAUCAAGAUCGUUCUUACCCACAUUCUGAGUGAAGAACAGCAGGAACAAAUGUUAAAUCAAAGCAAUAAAAUCUUCCUGUACUGCGCCUUCCUGGACUACAGUUCCAAGGAGGGAGUAUGGUCCAAUCAAGGUUGCGUGCGUUCAGAGGGAAACGUGAGCUACUCGGUGUGUUUGUGCAACCACCUGACCAACUUUGCCAUUCUUAUGCAAGUGGUUCCCUUGAAGCUCACCGCAGGCCACCGGGUGGCGCUGUCAACCAUCGGCUACGUCGGAUGCUCCAUUUCCAUUUUCUGUCUGGCCAUCACGCUUGUCACGUUUGCAGUCCUGUCGUCGGUGAGUACCAUCCGCAACCAGCGCUACCACAUCCACGCCAACCUGUCGUUUGCCAUCCUGGUGGCCGAGAUCUCGCUGCUCAUCAGCGCCGGCUUCGACCCGGGAACGCUGCCUUGUAAGAUCAUGGCUGUCCUGCUUCACUUCUUCUUUCUGAGCGCGUUCACCUGGAUGCUGGUGGAGGGCCUCCACCUCUACAGCAUGGUGGUCAAGGUGUUUGGUUCCGAAGGCAGUAAGCACAUGUACUACUACGGCAUCGGUUGGGGCUCUCCGCUGGUGAUCUGCGCGGUGUCCGUCACAUCAGCUUUGGGGAGUUACGGCGAGGUUGACAACUGCUGGCUGUCCCUGAAGAACGGAGCCAUCUGGGCCUUUGUGGCACCGGCUCUCUGCGUCAUUGUGGUCAACGUUGGCAUUUUGAUAUCGGUCACCCGAAUAAUAUCUCGCAUCAGUGGAGAGAAUUACAAGGUUCACGGGGAUGCCAAUGCGUUGAAGCUCACCGCAAAGGCCGUGGCCGUACUUUUGCCCAUACUCGGCAUUUCCUGGAUCUUUGGAGUUUUAGCUGUUAACACGCACUCCUUGCCUUUCCUUUACGUCUUUGCCAUUUCCAACUCUUUGCAGGGUUUCUUCGUCUUCCUGUUUCAUUGUCUCCUUAACUCUGAGGUCAGAGCAGCUUUCAAACACAAGACCAAAGUGUGGUCUCUCACCAGCAGCUCCACGCGAAACAUCAACGUGAAGCCCUUCAACUCUGACAUUAUGAAUGCAAACAAGGAGGGCGUAUCCCCCGCUAAGAUGAACACAUGGGACAAAAGCACCAACUCGGCCAAUCGUAUUGACCUCUCGGCAGUGUAGACCGCCGCGUUGUCGGUGCGCGGGCACCAGUGCGGGUUGCCGAGCGUCUGCAAAAGUAUUUCCGCACGAUUUCACGUGAUUGACAAGUCACCGCGGUCAGAGCGAAGGGGAUGCCGAAUGGGCCGCCCGCGUGUCGCCGCGCCUCUCACGACGGUCUCAUUUAUUGUCACAUCGCGUGAGAGAUGGGAGGUCAGUGAGGUCACAGAGAUAUAGCAUCAUUCGGUGUCUUGACUAUGACACUCUGUGCAGCAGAGCGUCUCCAUUUGCAUGUCGACCUGUUUCUAUGUUCGCAGCCGUCCGUUUCAUUUUCGGAUGUUUCUUCUCUCUGCUUUGAAACGUCUUCCUCGGUCUGACGACGACGGGGAAAGUGACCUCGUUUCCUUGGGUGUCCUUUCCACGCCUUCAAAACAAUACACGUACUGUAGCUUUUGGAGACGUCAGCUGCCAAAAUAACACAGCACGACGUCGCAGUAAAUUGAACCGUGCCUUCUCUUGAUAUGACAUACGGUAUUUAUUUUGUCUGUUCCGUGUCUUUUCCUAUGUGUAUGCUGUAUGUUUGUGUUUUGUUUCCACUCUUGGCAAGAUGCAGUAUGCGAUGUUCUCUUAAGGAUAGGAAAUACUUGUGUGUUUUUGCAGCUUUCGGAUUAAGAAAAAAAAAAAAACAGGGUUCACUGUGUCUUUAAGCACUCGCAUGUCAAAUUGGAAUUGAAAUAUUGCAGCCGUUCAGUUUUGUAUAUGACUUUCAUUGCUUUUAUUAUCGAACUAUGCUAUGUUUUGUUUUUGCCUCCAAUUAUCUUUAUUAAAAUGUUUGAGACACAAA